GCAAGCCAUUUGUCCACACUGUCUCUGCAGUGUGACAAGAGGAUGGACGAUGAAAUGCGGGGAGGAAAACGUAAAAUCAAACUGGUCCAGCAACAGAAGAAGUCGCAGGUGUCGGAGGCGGUCUCUGGGGAGGGGACCUCCAGCAGGGUGAAGGGUUUCCUGGCAGAGAUGAAGAAGUCUCUGAGCCAGUGCAACUUUGAGCAGAUCGUUCAGACUCUGCAGACCUACAAGAAGACUGACGACCUGGACGUGCUGCUGACGGACACGGUGGUGCUGACGGAGGACGCCAACACCUACAGCCUGCUCCGCGGCCUGUACCAGUUCAUCCGGCCCCAUCACAAGCAAAGGUUUGACGAGCGGUGCAGGGGCCUGACGGGGGGGGGCUGCGGCUACGAGCCCAGCCACUCUCUGUCUGUGGAGGAGAAGAAGGCCCUGCUGAACAGCGCUGCAGUCAGACGGCCUGCCGUGGGUGUGACCCCACCCCCCUCCACCUGCAGUCAGCUGAACACAGAGCAGCUCAACAAGGGAGGACUCCACCUGAGCCAGAGACCUCACACUGGUAUGACAUCACACCCUCUACCUGUAGAGUUCACUAG
Messenger RNA from Notothenia coriiceps (black rockcod), 596 nucleotides. RefSeq names its product regulator of telomere elongation helicase 1-like. The record is from RefSeq and is a predicted model, not a curated record. The transcript is spliced from 4 exons. Lineage: Eukaryota; Metazoa; Chordata; Actinopteri; Perciformes; Nototheniidae. The annotation marks the transcript as partial.